AUGGAAGAUACAAAAGUGUUAAAUGAAGACAGUGACAACGAAUCCUCUGAUAGUAACGUGAUUAUACCAGUCGCAAAGCGUGUAAGGUGUAUGAUUAUACAUGAGAGUAGCGAAGAGGAAAGUACGACACGACAAUCAUGGAUUUGGCAAAAAGUAAAAAACACACCAAUAGUUCGGAAGUAUUCUGAUCAUCAUGGAAUAAAAGCGUCUGUCUUAAAUAAUGUAAGCGACAAUCCAAGAAUACUAAACCUGUUCUUUAUUACAUUUGAUAACAAGUUUUGGGAAAUCCUGGUUACGGAAACAAAUCGCUUCGCAGAUCAGACAAUACACGACGAGCUUAAAAAACGAGCUGUAUUAGAAACGCCAAUAUUUAGGCAAACGAUGCCUUUUAUGAGAUUUUUACAUUUUUCCGACAAUGAAACUGAUGAUAGUAAAGACCGACUUCGCAAGAUAAGACCUGUAAUUAAUUUUUGGAAUCAAAAAUUUAAAGAAAUUUACACACCCAAUGAAUAUGUUAGCAUAGAUGAAUCCUUGAUGAAAUAUAAAGGGCGUUCAGCGUACAAACAGUUCAAUCUGUCAAAAAAAGCUCGGUUUGGAAUAAAAAUUUACAAGUUGUGCGAGGCAACUACCGGUUUCUGUCAUGGUUGUAAAAUAUAUACCGACGAUAGUGCGUCGGAGAACGUUGUGAUAGAGUUGUCAAAGUCUAAUAAACGAAGGAUAUACUUUAUUCUUGGAUAA
Messenger RNA from Bombus impatiens (common eastern bumble bee), 738 nucleotides. RefSeq lists its product as uncharacterized. The record is from RefSeq and is a predicted model, not a curated record. NCBI's taxonomy places the organism in Eukaryota, Metazoa, Arthropoda, Insecta, Hymenoptera, Apidae. Bases 1 to 738 code for a protein of 245 amino acids. The transcript is spliced from 2 exons.